AUGGCUAGUGGGGAGAGUUUUGCAGUGUUGUUUCAUCACAGAGGAUCGAUUAAGAGGAAAACACGAUCUGGGGUGAAAUUCACCGAUAAGGAUCCUCUCAUGCUGCAAGAAAUCGUGAAGUAUGAUUGUUUCACGAUCAGGAGUGAUGAGGACUUACAGGUCAUGUUUCAUUGUCGUCGGCAGUUUCCCGAGGUUAGGACACCUGAGCUGUUGGCGAAGUUGGUUGAUGUGGUAUCCAACUCGAGAGGUUUGAACAGGAAUACCCACACUAUAGGCACAGUAGCCGGUUCUAACUCCAGACCUGUUGGUGCAUCUUCGUCUGUCCCUGUGAAUGAACCUCCGGUCGAGCCUGUCGCCUCCCCGUCGUUCGCUGUUGAUCUCAACUGUAGUGGAGGCAGAGAGUGUGCCGCACCGGCUAGUCUGGACGAUGCAUUGCUGGGUGAUGUUGACGAUGAUGAUUGGGAGCCGGAUAUCAUUGCUGAUAACAGUGGCGAUGAUAUUGGAGCGAGUGAGCCAGUUGGGACUGGAGGUGGUUCUAGCUCUGGCAUACAGCAGUACCCUCCACACUUUUCAUCUUUGGACUUGGAUGCCAUGAGACAAGAAGGGGUUCCUAGGGAGCCUACUGGAUUUGGUGCUAGAGAUGACCAGGGGGUACAGUACAAGGUGGUGGAGUCUAACUAUCGCCGGUAUGUUGGGAAGUGUUCUGAAUUUGGAAAUGGGUGCAUAUGGUUGAUUAGGCUAAGUCUCCGGCAGCGCAAGGGUAUCUGGGAGGUAAAACGGUACAACGGACCACAUACGUGUCUCGCGACGUCCAUUUUUAGCGACCACAGGAGUCUGGAUUAUCAUGUGAUCUUGGCAUUCAUCAUGCCAAUGGUUAGAGCUGAUGCAUCCGUCAGCAUCAAGUCCUUAGGACGAGUCCUGUUUGAGUUGGGGGCCAGGUCGACGACUCACAAGCUUAUUUUCACCGACUGUUCUGGACGUUUCCACCAUGUAGUGAGGCAUUUCGGCAUUGAAAGUCCUUGGAUAGGAACUCUAACAUACUGUCAGGAAUCUCCCAGUGUACUCGCUGGUGAAGGCUACUUACAAGAGGUUAGCAGAACUAUUCGUUCGCAAGGGGGGAGAGGCAAAGGCCCAGUUAGGAACCAGACAACAAUUCAGUCAACAUCUGGUGAAGUGUAUAGAGGCCAAAACCAAUAA
Molecule: messenger RNA, 1197 nt
Organism: Arachis duranensis
Lineage: Eukaryota; Viridiplantae; Streptophyta; Magnoliopsida; Fabales; Fabaceae
Exons: 6
Coding region: 1-1197 (398 amino acids)
Source: RefSeq, a predicted model, not a curated record